Molecule: messenger RNA, 551 nt
Organism: Electrophorus electricus (electric eel)
Lineage: Eukaryota; Metazoa; Chordata; Actinopteri; Gymnotiformes; Gymnotidae
Gene: faua
Product: FAU ubiquitin like and ribosomal protein S30 fusion a
Biological process (GO): translation
Cellular component (GO): cytosolic small ribosomal subunit; ribosome
Molecular function (GO): structural constituent of ribosome; protein binding
Source: RefSeq, a predicted model, not a curated record
CGGCAUUCUUAUUCUUGCACAUGCGCUCAGCCAACAAUGUGCAACGUCCUUUUCUCGCCUUGUGUAGAGUGAUAAGCACCGUGCGAUAAAUCGACAUGCAGCUCUUUCUGCGUGCGGAGAACCUACACACCCUUGAGGUGACUGGACAGGAGACUGUCCAGGACAUUAAGACCCAUGUCCAGACUUUGGAAGGUCUGUCUGUAGAUGAGCAGGUGGUUAUGCUGGCUGGUACCCCACUUGAAGAUGGUGCCACACUUCUGAACUGUGGCAUUUCAGAACACUGCACCCUGGAGGUGGUUGGCAGGCUUCUAGGAGGUAAGGUGCAUGGUUCCCUGGCUCGUGCUGGUAAAGUACGAGGACAGACACCCAAGGUGGACAAACAAGAGAAGAAGAAGAAGAAGACGGGCCGUGCAAAGCGUCGCAUCCAGUACAAUCGUCGCUUUGUGAAUGUGGUGCCCACCUUUGGAAAAAAGAAGGGUCCUAAUGCCAACUCCUAAAUAGUUUUAUGGAGAAACUUGUUCGUAAUAAAGUUCCAGUUGGGGGAAAAAUGA